CUUCUUUACUCUCAUUUCCUCACUCUACUCUCAUUUUUUUUUUCUCUGUUCUCCCCACAAACAUUUCAGUUUCACUUCUCACAAAAAAAAAAACGCUUUAUUUCUCUAUUUUUCUUUUAUUCUCUCUCUUUAUUUUGUGCCAACCAAUUCCAAUUCACCUUUUUCCGAGUCUCUCUCCCCCUUCUUCCAGAAAAUUGACCCUAAUCAGAUUGAUUUCGUUUCUUCUCUCACCUUCUAUUCCGAUUUUUCGUGACACUUGUUUUGAUUAUCGCUGCGCGGUUUCGAGUAUCGGGAAAUUGUUUCAGGAAUUUUGAUUAAGGUGUUAGGGUUUUGAUUCUUUGGUGCGUGAGUAUGAGGCUGAUGGAUGAGGUUGAGAAGGAGGAGGAGAAGGUAGUGGAGGAGGUUCAAGAUCAAUGGUGUCCGGUGGUGAAUACUGGAUUCUCUUCGCCGAAGAAAUUCGUAGUUGUUGGUUACGCUCUUACUUCAAAGAAGAUUAAGAGCUUCAUGCAGCCGAAGCUUGAAGGAUUAGCUAGGAACAAGGGGAUACUCUUUGUAGCCAUUGACCAGAAUAGGCCUCUUUCAGAGCAAGGUCCUUUUGAUAUAGUGUUACAUAAGUUAUCAUGCAAAGAGUGGCGCCAGGUUCUUGAGGAUUAUAGACAAUCACACCCAGAAGUUACUGUUCUGGAUCCUCCUGAUUGCAUACAACAUUUACGUAACCGUCAACACAUGCUUCAGGCUGUUGCUGAGAUGAACUUUUCUGAUUCUUAUGGGAAAGUUGGUGUUCCUCGGCAAUUAGUUAUCAAGAGAGACGCCUCAGCCGUCCCAGAGUUGGUCAACAGAGCUGGCCUGAAUUUACCUCUAGUUGCAAAGCCACUGGUUGCCGAUGGAAGUGCAAAGUCUCAUGAAUUAUCCCUUGCUUAUGAGCCAUACUCUCUUCAAAAACUUGAACCUCCUUUUGUUCUUCAGGAGUUUGUCAACCAUGGAGGUGUUCUCUUUAAAGUUUAUAUAGUUGGUGAUGCAAUAAAGGUUGUCAGACGGUUUUCAUUACCUGAUGUUUCCAAGUGGGAGCACUCCAAGGAUGCUGGCAUAUAUCGUUUUCCAAGGGUUUCUUGUGCUGCAGCUUCAGCAGAUGAUGCGGAUCUGGACCCCAUUGUUGGUGAGCUGCCUCCAAGACCCCUACUUGAGAAGCUGGCUACAGAACUCCGAUGGCGAUUGGGUCUUAGAUUAUUCAACUUGGAUAUGAUCCGCGAGUAUGGAACUAGAGAUCGGUUUUACGUCAUCGACAUAAACUACUUUCCUGGAUAUGGCAAAAUGCCAGAAUAUGAACACAUAUUUACAGACUUCUUGUUGAAGCUGGGGAAUGGGAAGUACAAGAAAAAAUCAGGCUAAGUGAUGAAAUUGACAUCAUAACGUAAGCAUAAUUGCCUCUCAUUUGAGGCUCCAGAUUAUGGCUAGAGGCAGUAUCUUUCUUAGUCCCUAUUACUAACAAUUUCUUCAUUUGCACUGUGUGGAGAAGUCAUAGGACAACUUCCGGAACACUUAGCGUGGCGGGAACAUCAGCCGGUACAGAAAACCGAUAUUCUUACUACUGAAAAGUAACAGAAGCUAUUGCAUUCAGCAUCAGUACAUAGCAGAGUGCUAAAUCCUGAAGUUUCUAGCUUAGCCUUGAUAAGAAAUAGGAGACUGUAGCUCUAAUUCUGCAACUCUUGAAGGAUUCGUCUCCGUGGAAAAAAUGGUGACUGGUGGUGGUGCCUCACCACCAAUGCUGAUGAUAAUAUGAAAGAGAGAGACGACCUUUUUUGUAGCACAAGUUAACAGGGUUUCAAGUGCACUACUGAUUGUUCUUUGCUGUAUAUACAUGUAGAUUCUUCACGUUAGCAACCUAAUCUUUGAUUUCAUGAAAUCAAAUUUAAUUAUUAUUGCUAUAUAUCUCGUUGUAAUUAUUACCUCAGCUAAAUGGCUGAGCACAAUAGGCGUUCGCGCGUAAGUUAAUUAUAAUAAAUUCUCUCUCUCUCUCUCUC
Arachis duranensis is the source of this 2021-nucleotide messenger RNA. RefSeq names its product inositol-tetrakisphosphate 1-kinase 3. The record is from RefSeq and is a predicted model, not a curated record. Gene Ontology annotation, molecular function: inositol-1,3,4-trisphosphate 5-kinase activity; magnesium ion binding; inositol-3,4,5,6-tetrakisphosphate 1-kinase activity. Gene Ontology annotation, cellular component: cytoplasm. Gene Ontology annotation, biological process: inositol trisphosphate metabolic process. Bases 352 to 1389 code for a protein of 345 amino acids. Lineage: Eukaryota; Viridiplantae; Streptophyta; Magnoliopsida; Fabales; Fabaceae. The transcript is spliced from 10 exons.